UGUUACCAGCAGCCGACACCUCCCGUCAUGCAUCACGACUCUGUGCGCGAAACUUUUGCACAGACUGACAAUACGGAAGUUGGAGAGAAUUCAAUUGCCUAUCAGUGCGAACCGCCGGUCCAAGCCUCAUUAAAUCCGUCAUGACAAUUGUGUCGGUUGUAACGACAACGAUUAUAUAUAAGUUAACUUAAUGAAGAGGCUCGACAGGCAAUCACGGACAGCCCCAGCGAAAACAUGUUUGUCGUUAAUAUUAUUCUAAUUUUUUAUGGAUGUGUAACUUUAAUUUGUUCAGUUAAUGCUGUUACAAUGCACUAUGAAAUGCGGAUGUGCAUGAUAGCAAAACAAUCACUGAGCGACAGACCAGUGGGACCUGAAGGUAUUUUUGGGGAUUGCAAAUGUUUUCGACCAGAAGAGGGCUGUCCAAAGUUUUGGUUUCGACAACCCCGAAACGUAUGCCCCGGGGAAACAAGGGUCAUCGAAGUUCCAGAAACGUAUACAGAUUACGAAAUUUACCAAGAAGAGCGAAUAAUCUGGAAGGAAGUUCACAACCAGGGAGUGGUCGAUGUACCCGUUGAAACAUACAAGGAAGUAAUGAUACGACCAGCGAUAGAAACCAAAACCUACGAAAAACAGGUGCGUCCUGUUUCCUUGGUUCCAGGGAAGAAUUCACCCUCUGUGCCAGCUGUGGCCAUGUCAGCACCCGUCGCUGUUCAUCGUAAGGUGGAUCCACCAGUGGUUGGGGUCGUCAAGAAGACCGAGAUAAGAAAGCAACCCAUUGUGAAGACCAUGAGAAAACCCAUUAAGACAUACAUCACCAGGAAAAGGCCAGUACAGAAAGUUAGAAUACACUACAAGAAAAUAGCGAUCGAACAUAUAAAUUGCUGUCCCAACUUGAAGUUUUGGUUCAUCGAUUUGCCUGUGGUUGUUGAAAACAACGAGGCAUAUGAUCCGAACACUAGAGACGUGGUUCGGAAGUAGAUAGGACAAAUUCUGUCUCCUAUAACUUUUUUGUGGUGAUAGUAAAGCCACUUGGCCAACACUCCAAUUUUGUUUAUCUUUCUGAAUUUAAACUGCACAGAGAAUAGCAAGAAAGGCAACCAAAUUUUUUCAACGCACGUAAUAUCGUGUAAAUUUAAUUGAAUAUAUAUUUUCGGUAACAAAUUUGGAAAAUAAUUUCGAAAUCGUGAAAAAAAAAUUACACAAGAAAAAAAAAAUAGUCAGCUUACUGUUUAAAUGUUAUUCGGUUUUAUUGGUUUCUUUGUCAAGGAAAGGUGUAGCUAAUAAAUUGAAAGCUCUUGAAACAACUGCGAGAUAAUGUCUAUUCGUAUAUCCUCCUUGAUAUAUAUAUGCAUUCACCUUAUAUGUACUAGUCCCUUAUUGUUCGUGCUUUUCAUUGUAUCUGGAAGAUUCAUCCAAUUGUAAUGUCGAUGAUCUAUUCAAAUUACCAUUUAGUUAAAUAUUAUCCACACAGGGUAUAUUCGUAUUCCGGUCUUGAAAGUUGAUUCAGCAUGUCCACAUUAAUUGAUAUAUUUUAGCACUGUAAUCAAAUACCACAUUGUAAGUGACCAUUUCAUGUAACAAACGUCUAUUUAUUUGGUUUUAGUUAUGUACAGAACUCAUUGCCCCAUCAUCUAAAUAAACAAAAUGCUGUAUUUUUGAA
Molecule: messenger RNA, 1660 nt
Organism: Magallana angulata
Lineage: Eukaryota; Metazoa; Mollusca; Bivalvia; Ostreida; Ostreidae
Exons: 3
Coding region: 235-978 (247 amino acids)
Source: RefSeq, a predicted model, not a curated record